Messenger RNA from Momordica charantia (bitter melon), 884 nucleotides. It is a transcript of the gene CCB3, whose product is annotated as cofactor assembly, complex C (B6F). Gene Ontology annotation, cellular component: chloroplast thylakoid membrane. The record is from RefSeq and is a predicted model, not a curated record. NCBI's taxonomy places the organism in Eukaryota, Viridiplantae, Streptophyta, Magnoliopsida, Cucurbitales, Cucurbitaceae.
ACGCGCGAAGCCAAUUCCGCUCCAUUGAUGAUAAAAGGAUAGCGUUCUCUUUUUCCCUGCAUCGGAGGUCGUCUGCGAAAGCCAUGGCCGCCGCCGCCUUCUGCUCCUCUCUCACCUCCAUUCGAAGAGGCUUUAAGCACCAUCCUCAAAGAAAUCCAAACUACAGAUUCCAGGCGCUCCAGUGUAGCUCAUCCUUAUUGGGUUCUACUGUUACCUCUUCCAAGGUUGCUCUGUUAUUAGCCUCUGCCACCCCUCCAUUAAAGCCAGCUGCUGCAUUUGAAGGUACAAGAACUACCCCCUUUGCCCUGCAAGAUGCAUCAAUGGCUGCCUCUGAUUUCACGAAAAACAUGGCCCUGGCCGACCUCGACCCAGCAACGGCAAAGCUCGCAAUCGGCUUUCUGGGUCCGUUUCUCUCGGCAUUUUCGUUUUUGUUUAUUGUGAGAAUAGUGAUGUCUUGGUAUCCAAAGUUACCUGUGGGGAAGUUUCCAUAUGUUGUAGCUUAUGCUCCAACUGAACCACUUCUAAUUGUGACAAGGAAGGUGAUUCCCCCUCUUGGCGGAGUUGACGUAACGCCUGUUGUCUGGUUCGGAUUGGUUAGUUUCCUCAACGAGAUAUUGCUCGGUCCCCAAGGACUGCUUGUUCUUCUUUCUCAACAGCAGGAGAAGAAUUACUAAGAAGAUUGCUUGAAAUUCUUAAUCAAGGAAACCUUUCUCCCCAUCCCAGAAAUUUUAGUGGUUCAGAUUGGUUUCGAGCUAAAACCAACCCAGACUAACAUGUCGGGACUGAAAUUUCGAUCUUUGUCAAACAAAACGGUUCAAACUGCCCAGCUAAAGAAGGUGACUGUGAGUACAUUACAAUCAACUAGAAGAUGAUCUUAUAAGAAA